Molecule: messenger RNA, 1033 nt
Organism: Ochotona princeps (American pika)
Lineage: Eukaryota; Metazoa; Chordata; Mammalia; Lagomorpha; Ochotonidae
Gene: EXOSC7
Product: exosome component 7
Exons: 8
Coding region: 43-915 (290 amino acids)
Biological process (GO): U1 snRNA 3'-end processing; U5 snRNA 3'-end processing; nuclear mRNA surveillance
Cellular component (GO): cytoplasmic exosome (RNase complex); nuclear exosome (RNase complex)
Source: RefSeq, a predicted model, not a curated record
CGACGCGGGCGGAUGACAUAGGUGCGCGGGCAGCUCGACAGCAUGGCGUCCGUGUCGCUGAGCGAGGCGGAGAAGGUGUACAUCGUGCACGGCGUGCAGGAAGACCUCCGCGUGGAUGGCCGCGGCUGUGAGGACUACCGAUGCGUCCAAGUGGAAACAGACGUGGUGUCCAACACCAGCGGGUCUGCCAGGGUCAAGCUGGGUCACACAGACAUCUUGGUGGGAGUGAAAGCGGAGAUGGGGACGCCGAAGCUGGAGAAACCAAAUGAAGGCUACGUGGAGUUCUUUGUUGACUGCUCAGCCAAUGCCACUCCGGAGUUUGAAGGUCGAGGAGGUGAUGACCUUGGCACCGAGAUCGCCAACACCCUGUACCGGACAUUUAACCAGGGCAGCCUGGACCUGAAGUCGCUGUGCAUUAGUCCUCGGGAGCACUGCUGGAUCCUCUAUGUGGAUGUGCUGCUGUUGGAGUGCGGUGGCAAUCUGUUUGAUGCUAUUUCUAUUGCUGUAAAGGCUGCUCUCUUCAAUACAAGGAUACCAAGAGUUUCUGUUGUAGAAGAUGAAGAGGGGUCGAAGGAGAUUGAACUGUCUGAUGACCCCUAUGACUGUAUCCAGCUCAGCGUGGAGAAUGUUCCCUGCAUCGUCACCCUGUGCAAGAUCGGCUACCGGCACGUGGUGGAUGCCACUCUCCAGGAGGAGGCCUGCUCCUUGGCCAGCCUGCUGGUGUCGGUGACCAGCAAGGGAGUCGUGACGUGCAUGAGGAAAGUGGGCAAGGGCAGCCUGGACCCCGAGAGCAUCUUCGAGAUGAUGGAGACUGGCGAGCGUGUGGGCAAGGCGCUGCAUGCCUCCCUGCAGAGCAUCCUGCACAAGGAAGAGAGCCUGGGGCCCAAGAGGCAGAAGGUCGGAUUCCUGGGAUGACUCGCACAGCACCCACUCUGCAGUGCGGCCUGCUCCCGCCUCCUCUCGAGCUGGAGCUUGUACAUAUUUGUGUUCGCUGUCAUGAAUGGCAGGCAACGUUUGUACUAAAGUCUCUAUU